This is a messenger RNA of Heterobasidion irregulare TC 32-1, 360 nucleotides long. RefSeq lists its product as uncharacterized. The transcript has 2 exons. The record is from RefSeq and is a predicted model, not a curated record. NCBI's taxonomy places the organism in Eukaryota, Fungi, Basidiomycota, Agaricomycetes, Russulales, Bondarzewiaceae. The coding region runs from base 1 to 360 and encodes 119 amino acids.
AUGACCUCAAAGGUGGCCGCACGGCAAUAUCCUGCGUAUGCAUACGCCAAAUUUGGCACGACUACGGAUAAUUGGGAACUCCGAGUUCCGAAAGUUUUGCUCGGGCGAUCAGAGCUCUCAAACGCCAUAGCAUCGCGCGGGGAGCUCGGCAUUCGCGUAUACGCCGUGAGGGGCCAGAACGGAAGAGAGAAGCCAACACUAUGCUAUACAGAUGGUGCGGUUCAAUUCACGAGAAGCGGGAAGACAGACGUCAUCCGAUUUGACGGUGCGACACAGCUCCGGUCGGAUGCACCUCCCCCACGAAUGGUUGAGGAUUGGCUUGAAGUGGGGGAGCUGUCAAGUGCAAAAUCAACGGCGUGA